AUGGAAUAGUCCACUAAAUAAAUAAUAAUUAACAAUGUAUUUGGAUUUAAAUUAUUAAAUUACUUUGAGAAUACUAAAGAUAUUUUUUAAACAUUAGGCCAAGAUUAUUAUAUGAGAUUAAUACUUGAUUUAGGAUCUAACUUUAUAGAAGCUAAUAUUGACAAUUAUAUCAAGCCCUAAAUUCUGAUAUUGAUUAAUGAAUUAAUUUGA
Messenger RNA from Paramecium pentaurelia, 210 nucleotides. The record is from the annotation of a GenBank genome assembly. Lineage: Eukaryota; Ciliophora; Oligohymenophorea; Peniculida; Parameciidae.